Molecule: messenger RNA, 615 nt
Organism: Penicillium roqueforti
Lineage: Eukaryota; Fungi; Ascomycota; Eurotiomycetes; Eurotiales; Aspergillaceae
Product: 3CxxC-type zinc finger protein
Exons: 2
Coding region: 1-615 (204 amino acids)
Source: RefSeq, a predicted model, not a curated record
AUGGGCGAUACUGACGAGCUCGAAUUGUUUCGCCGACGGUGGCGCGAGGAGCUCUUAAUUGAAUCGGACCGCAGGGCUUCUCCUGCUGCGGCUUUGGCCUCAACUGCCCCGCCUCGGACCAAGAAAAAAAUGUCUAUUACGACAUGUUCGAUGUAUCAAGAUCUUCACGAUGAGGUGUCGAGCUUGCUAGCCGAGGUAGAUCUUCAUUAUCAGUUUUUCGAGGAAGAUGAUGAGACGAAAUGCACUCGAAUGCGUGACACAAAUAUUAUGGGCCGUUUUGUGUGCAACCAAAGAGCAUGCAAGUCCAAAGGAUGGUCUAGCAACAAGAUCGCUGUCACAAUUCGUCUUUAUCCAGAGCAAAAGUACAAUGCCAGGGUAUACCACCAACGCUGCAAAGCUUGCAGCUCGCUGAGCCGGCCGGUUUUGGAUCAGUCAUACGCCGAGAGAAUCGUUUACUGGAUUAAACAAUGGAACGGAAUUCGGGUAGAGAGGCCUCCAUUCUCCCACGAAAGAAGAGGUCCUCAUAACAGUCAGCUUUGUGAGGGGUGUAGAGCUGGGCACUGCUCCCAAUCUGGGGAGGACUGGGCUAUCCGGCUAGAAAUGUUGACUCUAUAG